AUGAUUGAACUCGGAUUGGGCCGAAUAAGUCGCCUGCUCAGGCAUACACCACAACCAUGGAAAGCGAUUCAUGUUGCAGGCACCAACGGAAAAGGCACAAUAUGCGCCUACCUCUCUGCUAUGCUCCAUGCAAGUGGUGUACGUUGUGGCCGAUUUACAUCUCCACAUUUAAUUGACCGAUGGGACUGUAUCACCAUCAACGAGCAAACCGUCAAGGAAUCGGUGUUCAAAGAAGCGGAGAACCUGGUGCUGAGGCGGAAUCGUGCAGAGAACAUCGAAGCUUCGGAAUUUGAGCUGCUGACCGCAACUGCCUUUGAGGUAUUUGCAAGGGAGAAAAUAGAGAUGGGUGUUGUCGAAGUUGGACUCGGUGGACGAUUGGAUGCAACCAAUGUUAUGGAAAACAAAGCCGUCACAGUCAUCUCUAAAAUCGGCCUUGACCAUCAGUCAUUCCUGGGAAACACCAUCGAAGAGAUUACUUACCAAAAAUCUGGUAUCAUGAGAUCUGGAAUUCCUUGUGUAUUGGACAAGAGCAAUCCCGCAUCUGUGCGCAAAGUUGUGGAAGAUUAUGCAAAGGAGAUUGGAACAGAAGUAGUUCUCAGCUCUACAGAGUCGUCCUUCUUAGACGAAUUGUCUAAAGAGGACUUCGAGCCUCAUCAAUGGCAGAAUCUUGCCUGCGCAUAUACUGCGUUCCACUUGGCCUAUACUAAACUGGAGUCUCCUUUACAUCGCUUACUGCCUGCGGUUCAAAACGUCACCUGGCCCGGACGCUUGCAGACUUUGGACAUCAGAAGUGUUACAGGAAGGUCUCAACCUGUUCUCCUUGAUGGUGCCCAUAAUGUGCAAUCGGCAGAAGUAUUGGGCACAUAUGUGGAUAAAAAACUACGUACAGAUGGGAGAAAAGUGACCUGGGUUCUUGCUGCUUCGCAAGGAAAAGAACUCGAGGGUAUUCUGAAGUCACUGCUCCAUCAAGGCGAUUGUGUGGCUGCUGUGAAGUUUGGUCCUGUCGACGGCAUGCCUUGGGUCCAAGCUAUGGAAACCCACGACAUUAUUUCUGCUGCCGCUGCUUCGGGAGUGGAUCCUACCCAUCUGCACGGCACUGGUGAUAUCUCUACUGCUCUGCGCUGGGCAACCACAGUUGCCGGAGAUGGGCCACUGGUCAUUGCAGGCAGCCUGUACUUGGUGUCUGAUGUUCUUCGACUUUUGCGCGAGGCAGAGAAAGUGAAGAAUGAAUUGCUAGGGCAGUCUCCAAUCCUAGAACGAAGUCCUACGGCAGGACAAAUGCAGGGCCUAAUAUCAAAGAAGAUUGCGGGUCUUGUCUCGGCUCAGUCCUCUCCAGUCAAGCUUAAAGUCGUAAGGUUUGAGCACAUUGAGGACAUUAAUUCAGCGCCGGCACAAUUCUCUGAAGACGCCAGCGAAAGUGGCACAUCAACAGCCGUGGUCGAUGCCAGAGAAAGAGAGCAUGUAGAAAUGUCGUCUCCACCCGCAGUGUCCUCGCGACCUUCGUCACCAACGAAAAGACGAGAUAUCAGCGGCCUGCAGUUGCCAAUUCAAAAAAAAUUGAGAUUCGCUGGAUUGGAAGACGAAGACGAAGACUCGUCGGAUACUUCCCCAACGGUCAUGAAUGCAUUCCAGUCGUUUGAAGACAUGUCAAUCAAGGAAGAAAAUAAUGACAAGACGGAUUCUUUGCCCAUGCCCAGCCUCCGAAUCCGCAGGCGGGAAACGUUUUGUACGCCGUCUAGUGCUAUUCUGAAGAUGGCUCUUCCGAGCACCUUCAAACCGUACUUCGACAUGGAGCAGAUUUGGGAGAAGUGUGUAUUAGUCAAUAGGAGGCGGGUCGAAGUCCGUGUCAAUAAGGACGGGGAAGACGAGAUAGUUCAAGUGCCCUAUUCUGAGAGCACCUACGUCAAUAUGGCCAAAAAGGUCAUACGUCGCUUUCUUGCCGUCAAAUAUAAUUGCUACCCAUAUACUGAGGACCUCGAUUCUGACAUCGAGUUUCUUUCAAGUCUGGAUCUCCCUGAUUUCAUUAUGAUCUCUAAACCUCAGAAGUCUGACCCAAUUGCGCCAUUAGCAAGUAUCCUUCGCGAAAGCAGGAUUCAAGAACGCUUAGAGACAUUCCGCUGUCUUGCGAUACAUCCGUAUUACAGAGACCAAGACUUUGAAGCAAAGACCAACAUGAAACAAGAUUUGAUACUGUUGUUCGAUAGACGCUUCACUUGCGACGUGGCUGUUGUAUAUGGCGUUGUGGUGCCGAUAACUCACGACUUGCUUCGCCUCGGGGAUGACCAAGCAUUCUGCGAAGAAGACGGCCUCGAUACAGGUGGAUCUGACGAUACAGAACUUGAGGAAAAGAAUGAAGCUGCGUGGGAGACACUUCUCAAAUAUGGAUAUGAGAAGGAUCCAAUGACGUAUUGGCUCCAAUGGGGUAGAGACCACGUCCCUGACGAAUUCAGUGGCAAGAUUGCUACACCGAAGAACGUCUUCUUGGAGGACGAAGAAGAACAAGAACAGACCGAUGAGCAGGAGGAAGAGGUAGAUGACGAAGGAGAGGAAAUUGAGCAGAGUGAGAACUCGGAUGACUCUGUACUCUCGAACAUUGAUGAUGAGCCAUACGUGGUGACCCCGAGCAUCGUUAAAGAGGGUACAGACUAAAAAGAGAUGCAUCAGUAAGGUUUGAUCAUUAUUUGAGUAUUCAGGAGCGUUGGCAGGUAUGGUAUGCUAAGCUUAGAAGCGGUAUUGUCGAUAGAGUCAUAAAAGUAGUUUGAUACCUCUCAACACCCUAAACUAUAACGGUCAAUACGGUCGUGUGUUCUUCUUCAUAAUGUCCAGAAUUUCGGCACCACUUCUCAGACAAACCAACCGACUACUAGUCAUCCCAUGCCAACCAUCAACCCUCUCACCUC
Messenger RNA from Mollisia scopiformis, 2900 nucleotides. Its product is annotated as FolC bifunctional protein. Gene Ontology annotation, cellular component: cytoplasm; mitochondrion; cytosol. The transcript is spliced from 7 exons. Bases 1 to 2649 code for a protein of 882 amino acids. Gene Ontology annotation, biological process: folic acid-containing compound biosynthetic process. Lineage: Eukaryota; Fungi; Ascomycota; Leotiomycetes; Helotiales; Mollisiaceae. The record is from RefSeq and is a predicted model, not a curated record. Gene Ontology annotation, molecular function: ATP binding; dihydrofolate synthase activity; tetrahydrofolylpolyglutamate synthase activity.